Molecule: messenger RNA, 5474 nt
Organism: Thamnophis elegans (Western terrestrial garter snake)
Lineage: Eukaryota; Metazoa; Chordata; Lepidosauria; Squamata; Natricidae
Gene: SPMIP8
Product: testis, prostate and placenta expressed
Exons: 7
Coding region: 1-651 (216 amino acids)
Source: RefSeq, a predicted model, not a curated record
AUGGCCCAAGCUCUGGACUUGGUCCCCUGGCCUCCAGAUACCAGCCCCCUCUAUGCAGCCCCCGCCGUCCUCAUUCCGCUGGAGCCCAAGAAGACCAUGUUAGCUGGCGUGAAGGAUGACCUCUACCACCCCUGCCUGCCAACACUGAGGCGCAUGGACAUGGACUCCAUGGCCAACAGGCUCACCGACCAGCAUUCCAGGACCAGCACCAUGUGCUGCAAAGAGGAUUUCCAAAGGGCGACCUUCACCUUGGCCGGAGUGCCCAGCAGCCCCCUCCCCUCCAAGGGCAUGUUGGAGCUGCGGCGGUCGCUGGGCGGGCGGUACCGCGCGGGGAAGCUGGCUCCGCUGCCGCCCAGCACCAACCAGGAGGAGUGGCCCAGCUACACGCGCGCCAUGCAGGACUGGUCCCGCUUCGUCUCCGCCGCCGGCGAGUUGCCGCUGCCCAGCCUCGGCGGCAAAGUUCUUGGCUUCAGCUGUUACGCUGUCAGGUACUUAAAACCAGAUGUCACUCAAACCUGGAGGUAUUGCCUGAACCAGAAUCCCAGCCUGGAUCGAUACGGACCGAAGCCUCUUCCUUACAACACCGUGAACACUUACAGGAGCUUUGGAACUGCGCACAGCCGCUCUCACUACCUUGAGCCCUGGCACUAAGGAGCUGGUCCCUGAUGAGGCCUGAGGCCCGGCCUGAGCCUUUGCCCAGCUUUUCAACACCCAGAAGCAAUAAAACCUACGAGCUGCCUUAAGAGGAGACGUGGCCGAGGAAGGCAGCUCCCAGGCAGGCAAAUCAUGUUCUCAGCCUUGUGCUUUCAGUUUCAAGGAUGCAGGCCAAGAGGGGAGGCCUCUGGGUGGUUUCUCCUGCCCUUCCCCUCCCCCCAGGUGUGAUGCAUGAAAGCACCUCCCAAAACAAACUAGGAUCCGACCAGCCUAUAAAUGCCGGCAUCUUUCUUUCACCACAUGGAAAAUUGGGGGACCGAGAAGUCCUUGUUCCCACUGGAGCUCACUGAGGCAUUUCUGUCACAAAGCCAAACCAGCUCUCUGUGUUAAAUGUGUGUGUGUGUGUGUGUGUGUGUGUCCCAGAGUGACCCAGGAAUGGGAACCUGCUCAGCGGAUGCAGAUCCGGUGAAAAUGGUAAGGCCAUCAGCUGCAUCCAUGCAAGACCCUCAACAGUUUCCAGGUGGUCCUUAUCUUACGCGCUUUAGUUGAGCGACUGUUCAAAGAUAUGACGGCACUGACAACAGUUGCUCGUGACUGGUCCUUGCACUCACAACCGUUGCAGCAUCCCCAGGGUCACGUGAUCAAAAUUCAGGCACUUGGCAACUAGCGUGUAUUUAUUUCCGUUGUAGCAUUCUGGGGCUACGUGAUCACACUCUGAGAGCUUCCCGGCUGGCUUUUGACAAGCCAAGUCAAUAGAGGAAGGUGAAUUCACUUAAUGACCUCGUGAGCCACUUAACAACUGCAAUGUUUCACUUAGCAAUGUGAGCAAAAAAGGUUAAAUUGGGUACAACUCACUUAACAGUCACCUCGCUUAGCAACAGAAAUUCUGGUCCCAGUUGGGCCAUAACUCAAGAACUGCCUGUACUCAGAGAAGGGGUGAACCUUGAAUCCAUCUGCAGCUGAUGGGCUACAGUUCUAGCCAUGCAUUUCUAGAUGGGGGCAAACCAGGGGCUUCCAGGUCCUUUCCCAAUAGAUUAACCAGAGUUUUGCUUUUGGAGGUGCUGCUUUCCAGCCCAGGAGCCAACGGAAAUUGAUGGAGAGAGACUCUGACCAACUGAAGCAUAUCAGGGUCUCCUUGUGGAGGUGGGCAAAAUCAAGAAACGUGGCGGGAGCCCCAGGCACAUCUGCCUGGACAGCCUGCCCAAGUUUCCCCCUGCCCCACCUUAUCACAAGCAAAGUCAAGAGAGGGUUGGAGCCAUUUCUUCCUUCCUGUGCCCAGGUCAGAGAGACCUUCCUUCGCACCCACAGUUUCCCCCACCCCCCACUCUCCUGGUCACCUUUCUUGCUUUCUGUGGGAGGGAGGGGGAAGUCUUCAGAGCCCCACCCACAUCGUAAAAGAUGUGAGAAGGGACAGCAUGGGGUCGGGGGGUGCCAGACUCUUCCCCCAGCCCAAAAGGAAAUGGCCCUAAAUAUCAAGGCUUGGGGCAGUGCCACCAAAGCCUUCAAAAGGAUAGUCCUCCUGCUUGGCAUGGCUUGUACCAACGGAAGGAGAGAAUCCCAUCUCGGGAGGGGAGCAAGGAAAGGCAGGCGGAGGAUGGCAUGUGUCCAUCUCCUUGCCAGAGGGUCAGGCAUCCAUGUUCCAAGGCAAGCAGCAGCUGCAAAUGAAUGUCGGUUUCCAUAUAACCCAGUUUAGCCUAUUCUGCAAAGAGCCGCCUCUGGAGAGUAAUUCUCAGCAUGACUCAUCUUGCAGUUGGCAUGUAGGGCUGCUGGCCGUGUUGGUAGAGCUGCUGGCAAUACCAUAUCUGGAGGGCAACGUGGUCACUCUUAGGAUUGAGAACCAGAAUGAGCCAGGACAGAGUAACUCCACCCCUGAACCAAAACUUUCAGCAAGGCUCAAAGGAUGCUGUGCAGCCCUUGGCCUAUCCUGGCACUUCCUCUGUCCUACAGGUGCCCUCAACAAGCAGCUAUUUUGGCUCCUCCCGGCUGUGCCAACACCAGCUGCUCUCAAAGCCCCAAGUGACAGUUUUAGCCAUCAACCUGGAUGUGAAGGUGCUGUUGGCCUUGCCAGUGAGCCCCUCCUCCCUCUGCACUUGAGGCUCUUGUCUCAGCACCCCCACACAGCCUACCCGAUUUCUCUGAUGUGUCUUGUUAGAAUUCGGGAAGAAAUUGGUCCACCCUUGAAUGCAUCUAUUGUUGUAGGAAAGCUGUUGGUGCAAUCUCAACUGUCCACCCUCGGCAGUGUUACCAUUGACUUGGCUUCCAACAACCCAUUAGGACUCAGCAGCUGACAUUCAAUAAUGAAUGUCACCCUAGUGGCUCAUUCCCACUCCCAGAAUACACAGCCCUGCCUGGGGCAAGGCAGAUCCUGGGGAGAGACACCAAUGGUGGUUAGAUGGCUUCCUGCAGAAUAGUAGCCUUCCAGGCACUGACUUUGUAUUUCAAAUUGUUUUAAGUGUGUCGUCUAAGGUAACUCUGGGGUCUACCAGGUUUUUAAUCUUCUAUUCCUGGCUUCUUUCUUGAUUGCACAAAUAUCCACCCGAGGCUACUAUGCAUAAUCCAACCUUGGGAUUGUAUUGAUAGCCUCCAUCUGACCUCAAAUAGCACCAUUUUGGGUACUGCGGGAACACCAGGCUUCUGGGUCUCCAUGGAUGCCAUGUGUGCCUUCUGCAAGCAACCAAAUGCUUGGUCUUGGCAUCAGUUUGGGCCAAGCCCCCUCCCAUGGGAGACACAAUCUACUCCCCAAUUGUGAAAAUGAAAAAAAAGGGGGGAAACAGAUGUGCUACCUGAACUCUUUAGGGAUCAGUAGAAUUAAAAUCCAGGAAAAGAUACCUUUCUUGUUGACAGAAGCUGCCUUGUUCUGCAACAGUGGUUUCAUUACAUGUAUGCUGUUCUUGAGAUGAUGCUUUCAAAAGUGCUGCCAUUUUGCCCACCCAACUCCCCAUUCUGGUGCUUAUCAUUUGCAUUGAACUUGUCCACAGGAGCCCAGUUUAAAACCUAGCCUAUGGAUACAUUCUUGGAUAAAUUUCUCACGCCCGACCUAAAGGAUGUUGCAACGGAUAAAUAGAAUGAGGGAAUUCUGAGCUCUUGGCAAAAGAGCACAUUUAUUUUUUAAAAAAAUUGAAUAUAUUGGGAAAUCUGCCCUGGAUACAGUACAAGUGUAUUUCCCUCCCAAAUUUUGUCUAGAACCCAACAAGGCAUAUUUUAACAAUAGAAAAGCAAAGCACCAAGAACUUUGUUUUGUAUCUGGACAUGGGACCCCAGUUGUCCGAAGGAGCCCCUCUUUCAGUAGUGUUUGACACCUCAGCUGCUACAUAUUUUAAUUUUUAUAUUCUUGUUUGGGACUACUUUUAAUUGAUUUUAAUUUUGUUCAUCACCCACUCACUUGAGAUGGGCAGCCAUAGAAAAUAAAUUUAAGUAAGCCAAAUUCAUUUUUAUGGGAUGAUUUGUUACCUUUGUGUUUAUAGUGAUGAACUGAGAAAUCUCUUUCUUAGCGAUUCCUGUGAUCUCAAAAGGAAAGUGCCCCUCCCAGCCAUAGUCAUACGGACCCCUGGCAAGGGACAGGGUAGGAACUCUUCCCAAAAGCUGCAGGAAUGUCGCCCUGUCUCCUCCACAGAGUGUUGGGAUUCUGCCCCGGAGGGCACCAGCAGGGGAGAACCUGUCCCCAGGUGGAAGGCCAAGCCGAGGACCCUUGGCUGACCAUGGAAACCCGUUUGCUAGACACAGGGCGGAAGGUCAGCCUUAAACUCUGGUUGAGUGGAAGGUCAUGGAUUGUUUCCCAUCAAAACUCCUCCCUUCUGUAACAUGUAAUUUUCAUUGGAUUUUCUGUGGUUCACUAUGCAACACUUCGGCGUUAUGAGCCCCUGGUUGCUCCUCUGCUUAAAUCCUUGCUUCAGACCUCUCAGUGUGCAGCGAACAAUAUAAAAUAUAAUAGAUUAUAGUGUGCAUAGAUAUAUACUGUCUAUUCUGUGUGUGCUUGCGUGUAUAUAUAUAUGUGUGUGUAUGUAUACAUACAUAUUUUAUAUAAACUAUUGUUCAAUGCACACUAAGAGACCCCAAGCAAGGAUUUAAGCAGAGGAGCAAGCAGGGGCUCGUAAGGCUGAAGUCUUGCUCGAAGUGCCAGAGGGCAUCCUGCAAGUGGGAACCCCGUGGAUAAGGCUUGGAUUGGGCUCCAUGCUUGCUUAUAGUUGCCCAUACAGGCAGGUCUCCUCAGGAACUCUCACUCUGAAGACAGAGAACUCCACCGGCCAUUUGGCUUGGGAUUUCCAGCUCCCAUGAGACCCAGGCUGCCUGUUGCUUUCAGAAUGCUUGGAGUGAAAAUACAGCUUCCUCCCCCAAAUGGAAUGCUGUUGCCAGAAAGGAGGAUUCUGUCUGCUGGGACCAAAGGAAGCGUCCAAUCUGCAGGGCUCACAAGCCGUUUCCUUUGAGAGAGAGAGAGAGAGAGACCAGCCCUGCUUUAUACCAGAGAUGAGCCUCUCCAGUCCCGGGAACAAAAGCAGCAAAGAACGAGGGGCCAGGAGCUCUCCUCAGCCCAAUCAGCCUGACUCUCACAGGGGGAUCCAGGUGUCCCCAAAAACAUUCAGAAUUGAGCUGAAGGAAGGCUGAAGCAAGAAGGGAGGUGCAGCACAGACAAAAUGGGGCUGGGGCAAGAGAGGUGGAGAAUAGGCAGAAGAGGAAGAGUUUCGGGAGAGGAUGGGAAAGUGACAAUGGAGCCUGCAGAAAGGAAGCCUACAAAGAAGACGGGGAAAAGAAAAGCCACCAAAGCGGAGGCCCUCUUGGCUCUCAGGAAAGGGAGGGGCCAGCUUCCAUCUCACAGGCUCUGG